This is a messenger RNA of Bipolaris victoriae FI3, 279 nucleotides long. RefSeq lists its product as hypothetical. NCBI's taxonomy places the organism in Eukaryota, Fungi, Ascomycota, Dothideomycetes, Pleosporales, Pleosporaceae. The transcript has a single exon. Bases 1 to 279 code for a protein of 92 amino acids. The record is from RefSeq and is a predicted model, not a curated record.
AUGUGCGACCCGAUAAAUAAGUCCCAUACGAUUGUUGGUGGGGAUGACGUGGAUGUUCGUAGGGUAGAGGACCAACCAGGCCCGCAACGUACUUCCGAGAACUUUUUGGGCACUUUUGUCACCCACACUUGCGCGCAGCCUCGCGCGCUGCCUCAUGCACAGCUACGGCGCAAUCUCCAGGAUCAUCACGCGCGAACCCUGGAGUCUGACAAGUCAAAGGAUCCCGUCUGCACAAUGGGUCGUGCCACCCAUCGGUGUCCACCUAAAUUGCGUCUCUGA